GGAAAAAAAUUGUUUACCAGAACUCGCGGCCCCAAUGGCCGUGUACUCCGUGAAUUGCGUGCCGUGUUGAGUCGGAAUUCUGUGCAUUAACUCAGAAUAUAGUGAUUGCGGAUAUAAGGAGAGGCCUCAUUAGUCACGCAUCCAGAUCACAGUGAUAAGUGUUCUCUGGAAAUCGGCCACUGUGAGUGUUGUUGAGGAAUGGGACGGAGAAGUCGUUCGAUGGCGCAGCAGCUGCUGAUGCUGCUAUCGCUAGUGGCCUUCCUGGUGGUGACGGUGGUGCACUCGGAAGCCGUGGAAGCCGAAGCCAAGGAGGCGAUUGCCGGCGCCACCGAGGACGGCGACAAUCAGAGCAUUUUGACCACCGGGUUGCGCUUGGAACAUGAGCUCGUCAGAGAGCAAGCCGAUGCACCAUCGACGGUUAAUGGAAGCAGCGAAGGGGGCAUCGUGGCCAUACACGUCGAUGCCGUUGGAGCGAAGGAACAGCUAAGGCCGAACCUGCGCGGGCUGGCCUACAUCGCCACGAGCUUCCUGCCGCGCGAUUACACCUUCCUCGAAGUGGUAUCGGCCACCCGGGAGGUGGUAGCGGGCGUACGGUACGAGUUGAUUGUCCGUGCCCAGGACAACGAACAGCAGCAGCAGCAGCAGCAGCAGCAGGAACAACAGUACUGCCGGCUGGUGGUGCUAGAGAAACCCUGGAUCACGACGGUGUACGGCGAGAAGUAUCGUACGCUCGAGUUCAGCAACUGCACGUCGAGUGCCGGUGAAGGCACGGAACCGACCUUGGAACCGGUAGUCACCCAGUUGAACCCGGUGUUUGAUGCAGAUGCACGCCAAAACGAACCGCUUACACCACAACGCAUCGAAGCGAUGGAGCAACAAAUUAUAAUUGGCCUUUUACCGCCACCGGAAACGUCAUCAUCGACUACGACGACGACGGCGGCGGCGGCGGUGGAGGAGGAUAGAGGCCAGAGUGAGGGCAGUACGCCACAGACCACCAGCGAGACGGAGACGGAGAAGGAUGUCGGUUUGAGCGAUGCGGCCAAGAGUGCCAUCGAUGAACUGUUCGCUGCAGCGGCGGCUCCAAGGAGGGACAGCUAUGCAUCACCAGCGACGACCAGCGAACCGAUCGGUCGUGAACCGGUCACUGAGGAGACGAUCGUACCGGUGAGGGUGAGUCCGGUUUACGAGGAAGCGGCAGCAACAUCCUCCACCAUAGCACCGUUGGAUCAGCAGAUUCAAUCGACCUUCGACGAGGUGUUCCGUACGCAUCAAGAAAUUCAAAAAGCCCUAGAUGAGGUCACGCGAAAUGGUGGUGGGCGGGAUGUGCAGAUCAAGUAUCGGCCCGUCUUCGAUUCGCUGCUACAGAAGGUUAAGGCCAGCAUCGACACCUACUACCGCACGACGAACGGUGGUGACGCUAACGUCGAUACGGCUGCCUUUGUCGUGCGCGAUAACAGUCCGGCCCAGGGUCGUCCCAUUUCGACGCCCCGUUCGAUUCUGCAACCUGACGUAAGCCGCUCGUCAGAGGAGAGUGACGAGGGACAGCAGCAGCAGCGCCAGCAACAGCAACGCGUUCCUCCGUCACCUGGUCAGCAGCCUCUCCAGGUGCAUCCGUUCAUAGCGGACGAUGACGAUGAUGACGGUGAUAACGAUCAACAGAUCUUAACAAAGGAGCAACUGAGCGAAGCACUGAACGCGGACGAUACACUGCAGCGUGUCAAGCGUGGACUGUUCGAUAGCGUACAACCGAUCACAGAGAAGAAAGAGAGUCACUCUGAAGUACCUAAUGCUGUAGUACCCGAAGAAGUUGCAAAAUCAUCUGUGCCAUCCACUAACAAAGAUGAAAAGCCCGCCGUACCAAAGGAUGGCGCCUCCGUGGAGUCCGAUGAGUCACCCGAGGACAUUGUCGAUGAGAAGUUGACGAAAGAAGAGCUGACGCAGCGACUAAAUGCAGAUGAUGGACUGAAGCGCGGCAAACGUGGCUACUCUUCGUCCUACGAUCACUCCAGUGGCCAUUAUGGUGGCCAUCAUGGAGGACAUCAUGGAUAUCAUCAUGGUGGCCAUUACGGAGGGCAUCAUAGUGGCCAUUACGAAGGACAUCAUGGUGGUCAUUAUGGUGGAUAUUAUGGUCCACAGUACCCGUACAACCCGUACUAUCCCGCAUACCAUCGAGGUAAGCGAAGCGUUCCGGCUGAACACGUUGAGGAGAAACACGAGGAGACCAUUCCGGAAGUACCGGCUGGAGCGGUGCCCCAGGAAGCUGAUAAGGCCACUCUGACUGAAAAGAACAAUGCACAGCAAGCACCGAAAAUUGAAGGGGUAACGAUGAUGUUCGGCGAAUCGCAGGAGGACAUUGAUGAUAAGCAAAUGACGAAGGAAGAGCUUACGAAGCGGCUGAACGAAGACGAUGGUCUGAAGCGGGACAAACGUGGAUACUCUUCGUCUUACGAUUACUCCGGUAACCGCUAUGGAGAUAAUUAUGGAGGGUACUAUGGAGGAUACGGAGGUUAUGAUGGAUACGGAGGUUAUGGUGGAUACGGUGGUUACGGAGGCUACUAUGAUGGUUACGGUCCGUAUGGACCGUUCCGGGGCAAACGUGACGCUCCGAACGUCGAAAAGAAUGUGAUUGACCUGGAUGAUCCGAGGGAAGAGUCGGUUAUUAAGGCGAUCGCCGUCGAGGCUAUCAAUCGGCUGGACCAGAUGGACAUGGACCGGUACCAGCGAAUGCUGCUGGAAGUGCUAUCGGCUCGCCGGGUGUCCGAGAGUACGGACAAACUGCGCACCUCGUACGUACUCGAUGUGUUGACCGCGAACUCACGCUGUGCGGAAGAGGAGAGCAAAGCUGCCGAGUCCUGCCGUACACUGUUGAUGCCCAACAGUACGAAACACUGUACCCUGGAGGUACAUGUGUCUAGGGCCAUCAAGGAAGAACAGAAACAGGUAAAACUAACCAAAUCCAAAUGUCAAAAACAGGACGACAACCAUGCCCAUAAGCUGGAGCGCCGCGACACCUCACCGAAGAAGGUGAACAAGAUUCCGAAAACGGGCGCCGCUGAGCAGCUGACACCGGAGGAGUAUGGCAACGAGGCGCACCAGAAGCGUAUCCGCGAGGCGCUGAAGCAGAUGGCCCAGCUGGCCGACGGUAACGGUAACGACCGUAAGGUGACGGUGGUUAGUGCGACCCAGUCAGUCGUGUCCGGUAUAUCGUACAACUAUCGGCUGACCUUUGCCGACGACGAAGAGAAGCGCGUUUGCCUGCUGAACGUCUGGGAGAGGGCCUGGCUGAAGGACAAGGAUGAAGCGGUUAAGGUAAAGUUCGAGUGUCCGACCGCGAGCGAGAAGAAGCGUACUAAGCGUAGCCUUUGUGCUGGCUGCCCUGCUGGUCUAUCGGCGGAGGAACUAGGAAAGCCGGAACAUCAGGAACGUAUUAACAAGAUCCUGUCUUUCCACGGCUAUACUCGCGACAAUGACUUCAAGGUACUGAGUGCUUCCGAGCAAGUGGUUGCCGGUCUCAAGUACACGUACACCGUUCAGCACAACGGUAAGCGGUGCGAACUGGGUUCGUGGGAGCGAACAUGGUUGGAGGACAAGCAGCCGGAAGAAGCGUACAAGUACAGCUACAGCUGCUCCAAUGGCUCACGCCGCCGUCGUCGUUCGGCCAUUCCCGGCAGUGUCCGUGCGCUCACGGACGAAGAACUGGUCGACAACGAGCACGUACAACGCGUGGACAAGAUUCUGGUAGCGAACGCUGGAUCUGUGGAAUCCUCUAAAUCACGAAUUGUGAGCGGCACCGUGCAGACGGUACAGGGUAAGCUGUACAAGUAUGCCGUCGAGUUCGAGCUGGCCGGUGGUGUGCCGAAAGUGUGUAAACUGUCAGCCUGGGAGCGGCCCUGGCUGGAGAAAAGCAACCCAACGGAAGCCUACCACUACACCGUACGAUGUCCAACCGAGCAGGAGCAGCAGCAUGCUCGCAAACGGCGUCACGCGAAGAAGGUUGGCAGCUCGAACGAGCUGACGGCCGAGGAGCUUAAAAACCCGGCACACCAUGAUCGCAUCAAGGCCGGUCUGGUGUCGUACAAUACGGAACGAUCGAAGAGCUAUACUGACUUUGAAAUACUGGCCGGUUCGAUGCAGCAGACGGUUGGCUCGCUAUACAAGUACACCUUCCGCGUAACCACCGAGCCCGAUGUCGUGUGCAAAAUCUCGAUCUGGGAGCGCGUUUGGCUGGAAACGCAGGAGCAGCGAAAGUAUAUCGUCCGCUGUACCGGUGAUGAUCUCACGGAGACAACGGAACAGCAACCGGAAACGCGGAAACGCUCCGUACGGUCACUCAAAAUCGACGACGAAGCGUACGUGCGGCGUCAGUUCGAAAAGUUUAAGUUGCAUCACCAGCGCGAGUACGCUAGCUCGUUCGAGCACGAGAUGCGCUACAACAUCUUCCGCAACAAUCUGUACAAGAUCGAUCAGCUGAAUCGUCACGAGCGCGGUACCGGCAAGUACGGUGUGACCAAGUUUGCCGACAUGACGACGGCCGAGUAUCGGGCGCAUACGGGGCUGAUUGUGCCGAAGCAGCACAGCAACCAUAUCCGCAAUCCCAUGGCAACGGUUUCCUCGGAGCGUACCAGCCUGCCGGACUCCUUCGAUUGGCGUGACCAUGGUGCGGUGACGGGUGUGAAGAAUCAGGGUAAUUGCGGUUCCUGUUGGGCGUUUAGUGCCAUCGGUAACAUCGAAGGGUUGCACCAGAUCAAGACGAAGAAACUGGAAGCGUACUCGGAGCAGGAGCUGAUCGAUUGUGACACCGUCGACAAUGGCUGCAACGGUGGCUACAUGGAUGAUGCGUUCAAAGCAAUCGAGACGCUGGGUGGUCUGGAGCUUGAAGACGAGUACCCGUACCAGGCGAAGGCACAGAAGACGUGCCACUUCAACAAAACGCUCAGUCACGUGCGCGUGAAGGGUGCGGUCGAUAUGCCCAAGAACGAAACCUUUAUCGCCCAGUACCUGAUCGAGAAUGGUCCGAUCGCGAUCGGUCUGAACGCGAACGCGAUGCAGUUCUACCGGGGCGGUAUCUCGCACCCGUGGCAUCUGCUGUGUAGCCACAAGCAGAUCGAUCACGGUGUGCUGAUCGUCGGUUAUGGCGUCAAGGAGUACCCGCUGUUCAACAAGACGCUUCCGUACUGGACGAUCAAGAACUCGUGGGGUCCGAAGUGGGGCGAGCAGGGUUAUUAUCGCAUCUAUCGCGGUGACAACUCGUGUGGUGUCAGCGAAAUGGCGUCGUCUGCCAUUCUUGAGUAGGGUCGGUGGGAAUCUGGUCAUCGAUCGAUUGGUCUAAUGAUCGCAACCACUGGGCAGCUAACUGUAAGAAAGAUUUUACUUGCGUUUAUUCAUCAUUUUGUAAUACUCUAAUUUGAUAGCAUGUCUAUUGACCGCUCUUCCUAUUCGUCUUCUUAUACUCGGCCUAGUGUGAGGCCUCAAUGAAAAGGAAAUAAAAGUAAAUAUUCCAAUA
Molecule: messenger RNA, 5503 nt
Organism: Anopheles aquasalis
Lineage: Eukaryota; Metazoa; Arthropoda; Insecta; Diptera; Culicidae
Biological process (GO): proteolysis
Molecular function (GO): cysteine-type endopeptidase inhibitor activity; cysteine-type peptidase activity
Source: RefSeq, a predicted model, not a curated record